UUCACCCCCAAGCAGAAGCAGCAUAGCUCAGAUCGACUCUUAAGGAGUUAGCAGUGAGCAGAGGCUCUCAGAGGUCUGACAGCCCAGCAGAGUUGGAUACAGCCUCAGCCCCCUGAACCGGAGUCACCACACAAGGACUCAGUAGGGAGGUGAGGCCUGCAGCAAGAUACUGUGACAUGAAAGGAUGGAGAAGGAAGGAUGGUUCUGACCAGAUGAAGAACGAGCAGAUGGACAAAGGAGGGACUCAGCAAACCCAGCCUUCCAUCCUGACAGGUCCUCUCCGGAGAGAUGACACCAGCCAGACCAGGAUUCUACCCCCUGCUGCUACUCCUGCUGCUGGGACUGUGGGUACCUGAGGCCCCAGUCAGUGCCAAACCCAAGAACAUGACCUCAUCUCAGUGGUUUGAAACUCAGCACGUGCAGCCCAAGCCUCAAGCAUGCAACUCAGCCAUGGGUCACGUCAACAAGUUCACAAAACACUGCAAAAACCUCAACACCUUCCUGCAUGAAUCCUUCUCCAAUGUGGCCACCGCCUGCCAGACCACCAACAUAACCUGCAAGAACAACCAUAAAAACUGCCACCAGAGCCCAGUACCUGUGCCCCUCACCAUGUGUACACUCACCUCAGGGAAGUAUCCGAACUGUAGGUACAAAGAGAAGCGUCUGAAUGCACCUUACAUAGUAGCCUGUGAACCUCCCCAGAAAGGGGACUCUGAGAAAUUUCAGUUGGUUCCGGUGCACUUGGAUGAAGUCCUUCAGGUUUCCAGACUUUCUGACUCUUUGGUUGGGUCUUAAUUCCUUCUCUAGGCCUCUGCACCGAUCCUCCUUGGCUCCUUCUCCACCUAGAGUGUUGUCUUCCUUUCAUCUCUGAGGGCUCUUCCUGGUUCAGGCUCUUUGGAGAAGCUGACAGGGAGCUGAGGCUGAUACAUUGGUGGGCUGAGCUCCGAGAAGAUGGUCUUUCAUCUUUUUAUUGCUGUUUUCUCAGAAACUUAUCCCCAAGAGAGGGGCUGAGCAAACUCAGGUUCAUAAGUUCCCUGGUCUAUACCUUUAAACAUCUCUCCCUCAUCCCAUCUUGUCAUGACAGCAUGAUAAGAGAGGAAAUAAAUGGACAAGGGGUGAGUAGAAUUUAUAGACAGCUCUGUUUCCAUUCCUAAAACAGAAGUCUUCCCAGCUCUGAUGUGGAGGUCACCUGUAUGGGGAGAGGGGGUCGGAAGGAAAGAGGAAGACAAAGAAAUGCCACAUGAUAUUUAUAUAACACGUCACACUUUUCACAAUAUAUCCACAGGAAUCCUGACAGGGAUUGCUUGCCUCCUUUAUGGAUGAGGAAAUUGAGAUUUCAGAAGGCUUAAUCAAUUAAAGAGCUUGUCUGAUUGGUUAGAAGCAGCACCUGGAAUUGAAAAUUGAUGUCCUGAAUCUCAACACAGUGCUACUAAACCGACUGGGUACAAAAGCAGACCAAUAUAGGUACAAGAGGAGAAGUAGGUUAGAGUUCACCCAUGCCGAAAGGAGUACUGAGAGUCCUACAGAGCCAGUUACCCCGUGUUGGCUGCAAUCAAGGUCAUUACCUCUCCAGCCAAGAGAUCUUUUUAUAAGGUGCCCAGGGAUCUUGAUUCAUUCUCCCUCUCUAACUGCCCCUCCCCCUUCUCUAGCCCACUGCUAUUCUGACCUGGGCUCUGGGCCUGGUUUCUGGGUAGAUCCCUUUGGCCUGAAGGCACAGGGUAAGGAGAGUGUCCCAGCUUCAUCCCUCUGUUCUGGGAUCACAUUUCCCUUGACCUUAAGGGACUUCCGUGGCCCAGAGCCUGCUUGUCACAAACAGCCUGGUGGAGCUGCCAGAGCUUCCUUCCUCGUGAUAAUGAUCUCCCUGCCUCAGUGCUUCCCUGGCUCUCCGGGCUGGCAGCCUGCCCAAGACUGAGGGGCUGAGAUGUGGAAAUGCCGCCUCCUUGUCCCCCUUGGCUGCAGCCACCAUUGCUGCUUCUAGUGAACAGAGCUACAGAAGCUCUGGCUUUAUAUUGGCUCAGUCCUAAAAGCCCCUUCUGCAUUGCCUGCAUCCCUGACCAUUACCAGCCCCUUCUCUCUUCCUUCAUCACUGUCCCAAACAAACUGCACUGUGUCCCCUGCCCACCGUGUUUCAGACCCAAUCACACUGCUAGACCUUCCCAGCCCUGUAGAGGGUUCUACUCAUCCCUCCCCAGCCCUGCUCCACACACUCCUAACCAGAACCCGAAAAACUUUGGGUCCUGAAAGAAGUGGGUGUAAAUCCUUUCCCAGUUGUUCCUGGCUAUGUGACCUUGAGCAAAUUACUGAACAUUUCUGCAGGUCUGUCCACAAAGCAAAGUGGGAAAAGUUCUAUCUACCAAACAGGAUUGCAGGAAGAUUUAGAAGUGAUAUUUAAGAAGCUCUUAAAUGGGUAAUGGCAACGAGUCAUAGUGGUGAUAGUAGCAAUAUCCACCUUUGACAAAUAGCAGACCAGGGCAAAUACCCCAUGCAAGUCUCCCAAGGACUUUAUUCUACUAAAGUGAAGCCCAUGCAUGGGUUAGAGGAUGAGCCCUGAAGCAGGGUCCUGCUAGAGACCAGGGAGAAGGUAGAAGGAGGAUGAUCAAAAGAAAGGAUAGGCUGGGCGAGGUGGUGUACACCAAUAAUCCCAGUGGCUGGGAAGGCUGAGACAGGAGGAUAGCAAGUUCAAAGCCAGCCUCAGCAACUUGGCAAGACCCUAACCAACUCAGUGAGACCCUGUCUCUAAAUAAAAAUAUUAAAAAGGGCUGGGGAUGUGCUCACUGGUUAAGUGCCCCUGGGUUCAAGCCCUAGUACCAAAAAGAGAGAAAGAGGCUGGAAUAAUUACAGCCUUGGGGAACAGAACACUGAACAAUUCAGACAGAAUGUGAGGCCAGUAAGUUGAGGAGUUAGCCUUCACAGGCUGGAAAGUAGAGGAGCACUAACUGCACAUUGUGGCCAAAUGCCACACAACUGAGUGUGAAAGUCUCUAUUUCCUGGAAACAGAGCAUUGCCAUCCUAGAAUGGGCUUCUGGAAUACUCACAUAAAUCUGAAGUUUCAUCCUAAAUCCUUAUUUUGUAGUCUUGUAGUCACCAUACUAUACAUUUAUCAUUCUAAAUAGAUAAUUUGCAACUAAAAUGCAUAAAAAGACAAGAUAUUUGUGGGCACCUGAGUUUUUUUCUCUUCGUUUUAUUCUUUUUUCACAUCUCUUUUUAUAUUCUUUACUGAUGCUUGUUCUUAUGGAUAUUAUAGUUUUGUAUAUUGACAUCCUCCUUACAAAAUUUUGAACUUGCUAAAAUUAUGCUUUCAGUGCACCCUAACAGAAUGAAAAGACAUUCAAUUGGGGCUGGGGAUGUGGCUCAACCAGCGCGCUCGCCUGGCAUGCGCCGGUCGCUGGGUUCAAUCCUCAGCACCACAUAAAAAUAAAAUAAAGAUGUUGUGUCCACCAAAAACUAAAUAAUAAAUAUUAAAAAAUUCUCUCUCUCUCUCUCUCUAAAAAAAAAAGACAUUCAAUUGGACUUCUUUCUUGACUCACUAUCUAAAUACUAUUAAACACUUUAAAAGAAUUCUAAAUGGGGCUGUAGUAUACCUCAGUUGUAGAGCACUUACC
This is a messenger RNA of Marmota monax (woodchuck), 3602 nucleotides long. Its product is annotated as ribonuclease 7-like. The record is from RefSeq and is a predicted model, not a curated record. Gene Ontology annotation, biological process: defense response to Gram-positive bacterium; defense response to Gram-negative bacterium; innate immune response. Bases 289 to 795 code for a protein of 168 amino acids. The transcript is spliced from 2 exons. NCBI's taxonomy places the organism in Eukaryota, Metazoa, Chordata, Mammalia, Rodentia, Sciuridae. Gene Ontology annotation, molecular function: RNA nuclease activity; nucleic acid binding.